GGAAACGGCGUCGCUUAAAGACACAGGAGCCAACUAGCAGGCUGGCAGCGGAAGAAGCUUGGAAAACAGCUGCGAGCACUAAAGAAGACCCACACACAUGACGGGACGCCCGAGAAAGAAAAGCACUCUGAACACACUUACGGCGGUCAUUUUGUGGUAUUUCCCGUCGAUGUGUUUGGCCUGUCGGGCUGUCGAACCUACCUGGGAUCGACAGAACAGAAAACGGAUAUUUUUCCUCCCGAAGUGCUCCUAUUUCGGGCACACCCGUUGGCUUUCUGGAUACUACAGUGGAUGCUAGUUCCUGAGAAGACCUGUGUGCUUCCCACUGUGGUGAGUGGCGGACACAGGCAGAGGAAAGACUGCCAGCACGGGACGGGACAAGGCGACCUGACCCCGGCAGACGCCUCGGCCAGGCCGGACCAAACCGAGGAAGAAGUUUCGGUGUCGAGGGGAUUGUGGGUGUGAUGACCCUGUCAUGAUGAUGCCAUUAUUCUGCAAGCCCCGCCCAGGCGACGAGGGUGGGUGUUUGUGGCUGGCAGCCAAUCACAGAUGGAGUCCCACUAGAGUCACCUGUGGUUCCUCUACAGAAGAACCUUUUACCAAGAGCCUGCCACAGCACUGACCAGGCUCACUGGCCCCGAUUAGACAAGUACAGGCACUAAGGUGCUUGGCCACUCAUCGUCUUGCUUAAGCCGCAUGGCAGCCCCACACCAGGAACUUUAGUUCUUCACACCCGUCUCCGCCCUUUGGCGUCGAACACACAGUACUCUGGUCCUCCAGCAGAGCAAACAUGCGGCACAUUCACGUGGAGCUGUCCCACAAGAAGGCUCCACUGGAGCUUCCUGCCCACGAAGGCGAUCUGCCUCCCCCCACGGCACCCGCACAGGGCCUGGACCCGGGGGUUCAACCAGGGGCCGCCAGGCACUUUGACCAGGAGGACUUGCGCCAUCAAAAGGUCUACCAGCUCUCCAUUUUCUCUCAGCUGGGCGGGUUUUCGACAACCACGGAUGCCCACGGCGAUGCUCAACAGAGGCCUGUUCGCUUGGGUGUGAAACGGGGGCUGGAGGAGCCCCAGUUGACUCACAAGCGCCCCCUUGUGGCAGACUGUUCUGACAUAGAAGUAUUCCAGGGGGGAGUGUUGUGUGGGCCAGCGGUGGGGGUGGGCUUAGUCAAGGGCUCUGGUGGGUCUGGUUCUCUGUAUUCUUGCACACAAAUGGAGCACAGAGACUCUGAGGAGGGGGCACUGCCCAGAUCUCCCCCCCUCUCCCCAAACCACAACCCCUCCCGGCGUCCAGCUCAGCACAAUCACGACAGGCCCGUCCCCCUCUCGCAAAAAUCCCCUCCAAUGUGUGACCCUCACGGGCACCACUGUGACCAGGCGUAUUCUCUCGGAAGCUCAGUCAAAGCCGACGCCCCCAACGGGGCCCGCACACCCACCUACUCGCUCGGGAGUCCCGGGAGUGAGAGUUGUAGCAAUGGCCCAACCGGAGGACAGCCCAGCCCGCACUUAUACGACAUGGCCACCUACGAGACCCCAAGUCCUGCCAGCCCCACGAGCCCGCCUGGGCCCUUCUCCCCCCCGCACCACACGGAACUCCAAGAACCGGGAGAGGCCACGGAGUGGGACGUCGGACUGGAAUCCUCUCCCCCGGAGCGGAGCGCAACCCAGGCUGCCUCCUCCUCCCACAACGGACUGUCUUCCUGGGAGAAGACUCCCAGCAACAGCGGCCACCGGCUAUUCUCUGCGGGCCCCUGGCCGGCCAAGAAGAGGUUACUGUCACCCAGCGAAGCCGUGGAGUCCUGCUCGGAGGACGAGGGACCUUCCACUUCCAAGAGGAGCAGGCUGUCGCUGCUGGCCCCCGGACUGGGACCAGCUUCAUGUCGCAGCACAGAUGCCAAAGCUGCGCCAUACUGGAACCACCUUCUCCCUUCGGCGAGGGACCGCCCUAAGUGUGCCACAGACUGCACCAGGUCAGGAAGGCGACUAAAGAGCGCCGCACGUCUAAAAAGGCAGCUGCGCAGUGGCAGACAUGCUGAGUGCAAGACUUCGGCCCACUCCAGAUGGCCUUCCUCUUCCAUCAGCAGGUCACUUUUAGGCAACUUUGAGGAGUCGAUGCUGAAGGGCCGCUUCUCACCAUCGGGCUGCAUCGAGGGCUUCACAGCGGAGAUCGGGGCCAGUGGCUCUUACUGCCCGCAGCACGUGACUUUACCCGUACAGGUUACAUACUACGACAUAUCCGAGCACAGCGCGCCCUCACCCUUCCUGGGUGUGAUCUCCCUGGAGCAUCUUGGCAAGAAAGGCUACAACAUACCCAAAGCAGGGACCAUUCAAGUGACCUUAUUCAACCCCAACAAAACUGUGGUGAAGAUGUUCCUGGUGACGUACAACCUGGACGACAUGCCCACCAAUCACAUGACCUUCCUGCGCCAUCGCAUCUUCCUGAUGCCCGUGGGGGAGGGGAAGGAGGAGGAGGAGAAGAAACAUGGGCUUCUAGAGAGCAGGAAGAUCCUCUGCUACCUGAUACAUCUCAGAUUCCACAGCUCCAAAUCUGGGAAGAUCUACUUGCACAACGACAUCCGGCUGCUAUUCUCCCGCAAACCCGUGGAAGUGGACACGGGGAUCCCUUACGAGCUGAAGUCCUUCACCGAGGUGCCAAGUAACCCCAAGUACUCUCCACGUGUGUGACAAGCCACGCCCCCCAAAGAGCUCCCUGAACACCUUGUGCUUCCUGGAAGAGGAGGGACCGCCACAAAGACUUGAUGAGGAGACGCCUAGCGCCUAUGAAGACACUUUGGUGUGUAUAAAGGAACACACACUUUCUUGUAGUUCUUACCUUCUUGGGACCUACGAAAAAUGCCUCCCUCUUUAGAACCACUCUUUGUAGAUGUAUAAAGAUUUGUAUUUACAACAUUAAUAAUAUAUCCAUACUAUGCAAAUAUAAAAAAGGUAAGAUUUUAUUUUUUUUUCCUGUUUGUAAUUUUUUAAAAUCUUAAUAUAUUGAUUUUUUUUUUAAUCGAUUUUGGCCAAAGGGGGCGCAUUUAAAUUUCUUACACACACUUGGUAUUUCAUAUGUUGGCCAGAGGGGAGCUCUUUUAAAACCGACACAGUCAAUUUGAAAAAUUCCUUUUUUUUUGGGACCACCCUCAUUUUGAUAGUUUUUCACCUCCAAGACUUCCUUUUUGGGUCCCCAAGAAGGGUAAAAAUACAAGAACACACACUUACACACACACACUUGACUGAAGGAGUCUCCUGCACAGACACAACAUGGCGACUCCUACUUUUAACUUGCAUGCCUUGUGACUUCAACAGUUUUUCCUCCAGUGCCGUAUCACACUGUCCUUCACUCUGCCUGCACAUGCCACACAAACAUAACUAUAAAUGAUAAUAAUAAUAAUAACUCAAAUUCCAGUCGGCCAUUCUCAACCUAAUGUAAACACUCCAGUAGUCUGCUACCAUGUGACACCACGAUGCAACAUCCACUUCCUGUUAUAUAGCCAGACUGAGGGACACUGUGCUAUUUUUUCUUUAAAAAACAAAAAAAAUUCAAAUAAAAAAAAGAUUUUAUAUUUUUAGUUUCUGUUCAGAACAGAACAAUGAAUGACAGAAAGAAAAAAGAAAAAAAAACCCAGUAGUAUUUUUAAUUUAUUGAACAUUUUUUCGCAAAUGUCUUAAAAAGCAAUAUGCUGCACAAAGUAAGUAGUGUGUAUUUUUUUUCUGCCUGACGACCUUUUCUCUCCUGACUUGAGAGGGGGAGGGGGAAUGG
This is a messenger RNA of Nerophis ophidion (straightnose pipefish), 3764 nucleotides long. It is a transcript of the gene atosb, whose product is annotated as atos homolog protein B. The coding region runs from base 791 to 2686 and encodes 631 amino acids. Lineage: Eukaryota; Metazoa; Chordata; Actinopteri; Syngnathiformes; Syngnathidae. The record is from RefSeq and is a predicted model, not a curated record. The transcript has 12 exons.